AUGACUUCGAAUGACCGCGCAGCGCCCGUGGUCAUCGCGGGGGAUACAGCUGCAGUCUCGCCCACCUGGCAGACGCCCAAUUCCAUUACCGUAAAGGGAUUCAAGAUUUUGACUCAGAAGCUCCCCAUACUCAAAGCAGAGCCCAUUGAGACUAUGACAAAAAAUCUUGGCAUCGCCCCGCCAGAAAUGAUUUUUGGCGAUAACUUCGUUUCGAUUGAACACGAAAUAAGUGGGUGGAGAAUCAAAUUUAACGCAUUUGACGCGCUAGACCGCGUGGAUAAGACGGGGGAGUCUAUGCUGAAGGUAGCGUAUUCAAGGGAAUGGCAAAAGAGCAGAGAGACUACUCACGAAGGUAUAAAGGAAGUUGUCAAGCCAUUUGACUGGUCGUAUAGUACAGACUACAAGGGAACCGUUGUAUCUGCACAGGGUCGCGACUUUGAAGCGACCUCAACUCCUAUACCGAUAGAGUUACUUAAACGCCCCGACCCAAUUUUGUUCUUCGACGACGUAAUACUAUACGAAGAUGAGCUGGCCGAUAACGGGAUUACUAUGCUGUCAUGUAAAAUCCGUGUAAUGCCAGACAGACUUCUCCUUCUGUCGAGGUUUUUCAUGAGAUUGGACAACGUUCUCUUCCGGCUUCGGGAUACCAGGGUCUAUGUCGACUUUGAAACGUCCGAAAUAAUAAGAGAGUACCAGGCCAGAGAAUGCGAAUAUGAAACAGUCCGGCAGAACUUAGCCAGCGCACGAGAUGAUAUACCAGCGAUCAUGAGAGACCCCAACAGACUCUCUGAACUUCUCCCCGUGGUUGGUAAGCGACUAGAGCGAGUCGUUCUUGGUGAAUAA
Molecule: messenger RNA, 843 nt
Organism: Aspergillus puulaauensis
Lineage: Eukaryota; Fungi; Ascomycota; Eurotiomycetes; Eurotiales; Aspergillaceae
Product: TIP41 family protein
Exons: 3
Coding region: 1-843 (280 amino acids)
Biological process (GO): TOR signaling
Cellular component (GO): cytosol
Source: RefSeq, a predicted model, not a curated record